This is a messenger RNA of Arabis nemorensis, 240 nucleotides long. The record is from the annotation of a GenBank genome assembly. NCBI's taxonomy places the organism in Eukaryota, Viridiplantae, Streptophyta, Magnoliopsida, Brassicales, Brassicaceae.
AUGCGACUUUCUCCUCGAAAUCACGGAAAAUGGCAUCAAUACAUGCAAGGUAGCAUCGCCAAUUUGAUUCCGCAUGAAUGUAAAGCGUGCGAGUCGAACGAACGGAGCAAGAAAGGCUGUAGCGUAGUUCAUAAUUCGAGGUGUACCAACGGCUGUGUGAUAUGGCCUAGGUGCUUUAUAAUUGCGCGGUGGUGCAGCGAAAUUGGAAGAGAAGCAGCAAGAGAGAGUGAGGAAGUCUGA